Molecule: messenger RNA, 1593 nt
Organism: Miscanthus lutarioriparius
Lineage: Eukaryota; Viridiplantae; Streptophyta; Magnoliopsida; Poales; Poaceae
Source: the annotation of a GenBank genome assembly
AUGGCGUCAACGGCGUACUCGCGGCCAUCUAAGCCGCCUGGGCCGGCGGCCGGCGAUAGGAAAGGACCGCGGCUGGCCAAGGAGCUCGGCAGGAUCGAGCCCAAGAAGCUGGGCAUCGGGCUGGUGGCCGGCUGCUGCCUCGCGCUGCUCACCUAUCUCUCCUUUGCCCGGCUAUUUGCCAUCUACUCGCCCGUAUUUGACAGCUCGUCCCUGGUGUUGAAGAACACGCCGCCGGCAACGACGACGGUGCCGGCUACAGAGACGCUGCCGGUGCAGCAAGAGACCCAAGUGGAGGACCAGAAAGAUGUUCCUGACCCUGAGGCGGACCCGAACAUGCCAAACUUACCAGAGGUCACAACAGAAAAGGAUCAACAGGAGGAGGCCACAACGACGAAGCCAGCCGGUGCCAUUUCGGAGGCAAAGAUCACCUGCGACGAGAACGGCGUUGACGAGGGCUUCCCGUACGCGCGCCCGCCGGUGUGUGAGCUCGCCGGCGACAUCCGUAUCAGUCCCAAGGAGAAAGCCAUGUACUUGGUUAACCCGUCCGGCGCCGGCCCGUUCGACUCCAACGGGGAGAAGAAGAUUCGCCCGUUCGCCCGCAAGGACGACUUCCUCCUCCCUGGCGUCGUGGAGGUCACGAUCAAGUCCGUGUCCUCGGCCGCGGUCGCGCCACAGUGCACGCGCCGGCACGACGUCCCGGUGGUGGUCUUCUCCGUGGCCGGGUACACGGACAACUUCUUCCACGACAACACGGACGUGCUGAUCCCGCUGUUCCUCACCACGGAGCACCUGAAAGGAGAGGUGCAGUUCCUCAUCACCAACUUCAAGCCUUGGUGGGUGCACAAGUUCACGCCCCUUCUGAAGAAGCUCUCCAACUACGAUGUCAUCAACUUCGACAAGGACGAGGAGGUGCAUUGCUUCCGGUCAGGCCACCUCGGGAUGUACCGCGACCGCGACCUCAUCAUCUCCCCUCACCCGACGCGCAACCCGCACAACUACUCCAUGGUCGACUACAACCGGUUCCUCCGCCGUGCCUUUAACCUGCCGCGCGACGCGCCGGCGGUGCUCGGCGAGGAGACCAGCGCCAAGCCUAAGAUGCUCAUCAUCGAGCGGAAGGGCACGCGGAAGCUGCUCAACCUGCGGGAGGUGUCCGCGCUGUGCGAGGCGCUCGGCUUCGCGGUGACCGUGGCGGAGGCCGGCGCUGACGUGCGUGGGUUCGCGGACAGGGUGAACGCGGCCGACGUGCUCCUCGCGGUGCACGGUGCCGGGCUCACGAACCAGAUCUUCCUGCCGACGGGUGCCGUGCUUGUGCAGAUCGUGCCCUGGGGGAAGAUGGACUGGAUGGCGACCAACUUCUAUGGGCAGCCGGCGCGCGACAUGCGGCUCCGGUACGUGGAGUACUACGUCUCGGAGGAGGAGACGACGCUCAAGGACAAGUACCCCAGGGAUCACUACGUGUUCAAGGACCCAAUGCGCAUCCACGCGCAGGGGUGGCCCGGCAUCGCCGAGAUCAUCAUGAAGCAGGAUGUCAUGGUCAACAUGACAAGGUUCAAGCCGUUCCUGCUCAAGGCGCUCGACGAGUUGCAGGAGUAG